AUGAUUGCAAGGAAAGUACUUAUAUCAGGUAUAUCCCUCAUACUUGUGGUGGGGGUGGCCAUAGGAGUGGUUGCCGUGGUUAUUCGCAGCAGUUUGAACAAGUCCGGACAUGAGAGCCUAUCGUCGCAGAUGAAGCUGGUGACCCGAAUGUGUAAUUAUACAGACCACCAGACGGAAUGUCAGCAGUCUCUUAGCCCGGUGGCUCAAAACAGCAGCGCAGGUUUCAAAGACUACAUGAAGGCUGCAUUGCUCUCCAUCUCCGACCAGGCCCAGAACGCCUUCAACAUGACAGAGUCUCUCUUGGUUGAAGCAAAAAACGGCACCAGAGUUAAGAGGUCCAUUGAGGAAUGCAAGGACCUAAUGAAAGAAGCUCGUGGUGAGCUACAGAAUUUGGUCUCGUAUGUUGAUGAUGCCGAGUUGCAAACCAUGAAAGACCGCGCAUUGGAGAUCAGAAUCUGGGUCGGCAGUGUGACUAGUUACGCCGGAACAUGCAUGGACGUAAUUGGCGAUGACGACCCUAAGGUUUCUGAAGCAAUGAGAGGACCAAUAGAUAACGUUACCGCAAUCACGGACAACGCUCUUGCCAUUAUGGGAGAGAUUUCAAACAUCGUCAGCAUGUUUGGCGUCAAACUAAAUGAGAAUACAAUCACCGAAAAAGGAAGCAACAACAGGCGGCUUAUGGGUGAAACAAUAGAGGAAGAUGUUCCCAGAAAUGGGCACCCAAGUUGGAUGUCUCGCGUAGACCGCAAGCUUAUGGCUAAGCAAGACAAUGGCAGGAUUAAGGCUAAUGUUGUUGUAGCUCAAGAUGGCAGCGGGCAAUUCAGGACCAUUAACGAGGCACUGAGGGCGUACCCUAAGGGCAACCAAGGACGCUUCGUUAUAUAUGUGAAGAAGGGAGUGUACAAGGAGACUGUUAUCAUCAACAAAACCAUGAUCAACAUAUACAUGUAUGGUGAUGGACCUAGAGCCACUAUCGUCACCGGUAAUAAGGGAGAGGAGACCACCGGUGAUAAAAUAUCUACCAGUGGCACCUUCCAAGUGUACGCCAGCGGAUUUAUUGGGAGAUCAAUGGGAUUUACUAACACGGCCGGUCCGGAAGCUAGACCCGCCGUGGCUCUUCGCACUUCCGGUGACAUGAUUGGUAUCUACAACUGCAGAAUCAGUGGAUAUCAAGACACCUUAUACAUGAACAUUGGACGUCAGUUCUUUAGGAAUUGCGUCAUUUCAGGACAUGUCGACUAUAUCUUCGGGGAUGCUAGGGUGGUCAUUCAAAACUCUCUGAUCAUUGUGAGGAAGUCGUCGCUAAAGCACCAGAACCAAGCCUUCAUCACAGCUCCUGGGCAACAAACCGCACACGAAUGUGGGGGCACCGUGCUCCACAACUGCAGAAUCGUACCGGAAGAAGCACUGUUCCCGACGAGGUUCGAAGUGCGAACGUACUUGGGGAGGCCAUGGAAGACUCACGCUAAGGCUGCAUUCAUCGAGUGCACCAUAGCUGACGUCAUCAGACCUGAAGGGGUUAUUGCAUGGGACGGUAAGGACUUCAAUACCCAACACUCCUUCUUUGGUGAGUUCAAGAACCGCGGACCUGGUGCCAACUUAGCCAACAGGGUGAAGUGGCCAAAGGGCGGCUUCACCGGCGAGAUGGAUAGGAAUACGGCUGCAAAGUUUACUGUUGAUUCCAUGCUAUUACCAGACACAUGGUUGAAGAUGGCAACUAUUCCUUAUUUACCUAGCUUCGCACAGGCUUUGUAA
Argentina anserina (silverweed cinquefoil) is the source of this 1755-nucleotide messenger RNA. RefSeq names its product pectinesterase-like. Bases 1 to 1755 code for a protein of 584 amino acids. Gene Ontology annotation, molecular function: pectinesterase inhibitor activity; pectinesterase activity. Gene Ontology annotation, biological process: cell wall modification. Lineage: Eukaryota; Viridiplantae; Streptophyta; Magnoliopsida; Rosales; Rosaceae. The transcript has a single exon. The record is from RefSeq and is a predicted model, not a curated record.